AACAAGCUCCUUCAGCAACGUCACUAUUUUGGUGAAUACGUCUGAAACAUUUUACUACUACUACCUUCAUCAUGGGAGCUAUUGUCUUAGCUUUGACUCUGUUACUCAUGGUACUUUAUUGUCAGAGUGAGAAUCCACAGAGAUUUAUCUCAACCAUGUAUCAAGCUACCAACCGAGUCUUGGAGAAUCAUGUGUUUCGCAUAAAGACUGUAUCUUCGCAUGUGAUCUGUGGGCGAGAUUGCGUUAUGGACCCACAAUGUGCAUCUUUCAACUACCAAAUAAAUAACCGUAUUUGUGAGUUCAAUAAUUUCACAAGAGCAAACUGCCCUGAUGAAUUUAUCGAAUCUCGGGGCAAUGUCUACUUUGAUGAACAAGUGGACACUCCUUCAUUCGCCAUUCCGAAUGUGAAGAUAAACAGCAGUUGUCUGAACUUCUACCAAGCAGGUUACCGUGGCAAUGGCAUAUACACAAUCUACCCUACAAGCCUGGCUGAUGGGGUAAGGGUUUACUGUGAUAUGGAGACUGAUGGUGGAGGCUGGAUCGUGUUCCAGAGGAGACAAGAUGGUUCUGUUGACUUUUACCGCAACUGGACUGAAUACCAAUCUGGGUUUGGCGAUCUAAGUAAUGAGUUCUGGUUAGGGAAUGAUAUCCUGCGUGACCUUACUGGGUCAGGCCAAUGGGAGCUCAGGGUAGAUAUGGGAGAUUGGCAGUCCAACACAUCAUGGGCUUCAUAUGGUGAGUUUGCUGUUACAGGUGACAAGUACACUCUCCAUGUUGGUUCAUAUGAUGUUCAGAGUACAGCAGGUGAUUCAAUGGCUGGUCAUAAUGGUUUGUCAUUCACAACGAAGGAUCAGGACAAUGAUAUUAAAAUUAACAACUGUGCUAUGCAGUUUAAGGGUGCUUGGUGGUACGGUGCUUGCUUUGUGGCUCAUCUGAACGGCAGAUACUACCAUCGGGGAGUUGUGUCGCAUGGACAAGGUAUUCAGUGGCACCAUUGGACAGGGUUUUACUACUCCCUGAAGAGUUGCAGCAUGAACAUACGGCAAGUUGUGUAA
Messenger RNA from Asterias rubens (European starfish), 1055 nucleotides. Its product is annotated as microfibril-associated glycoprotein 4-like. The transcript has a single exon. NCBI's taxonomy places the organism in Eukaryota, Metazoa, Echinodermata, Asteroidea, Forcipulatida, Asteriidae. The coding region runs from base 72 to 1055 and encodes 327 amino acids. The record is from RefSeq and is a predicted model, not a curated record.